UUGACUGUACUUCAGUUUCUACACCUAUGGAGCUUGGUUUAAAGCUUGGUCGUGAGUCUGGGGAGCCUUUAUCGGAUGGGGGCAAGCACUACAGGAGUGUUGUUGGCAUUUUGAUAUACUUAACAUCGACUCACCCUGACAUCGCAUAUGGAGUCCAGAUCGCCAGCCAGUUUAUGUCGGCUCCUCGUACUGGUCACUUAGCUGCUUUCCAUCGCAUUCUCCGUUACUUGAAGGGGACUCGAGAGCUUGGUAUGUUUCUUCCCUCGUCUGGCUCGCUUGUUUUGCAGGCAUUCUCCGACUCUGACUAUGCAGGUUGUGUCGAUACUCGUCGUUCCACUACGGGUUGGUGCAUUCGCUUGGGAGAGUCUUUUGUCUCCUGGCGGUGUAAGAAACAAGACCGGGUUUCAAAAUCUUCCACCGAGACGGAAUAUCGUGCUAUGUCCGACGUUGCAUCGGAACUUGUGUGGCUUCGUCGCUUACUUGGGGAUUUAGGAGUGGAUUGUGCUCUUCCUCUCCAGCUACAUGUUGAUAAAACUAGUGCUAUUCAGAUUGCGGCUAACCCAGUACUUCAUAUUCGUACGAAGCACAUUGAGGUUCAUCUUCAUUACAUUCGAGACUUGGUUCGUGAUGGUAUUCAUCACAUCAGAGGACCAGAUUGCCAACCUUCUCACCAAGUUUUUCUUGGCUGAACGCCAUUUCUUUCUUUCUCGCAAAUUGAUGAUGAGAGAUCCUCAACAAUUUGGGGGAGACUGUUGAGUGUAAUUGGGCCUCAGCCCAUCCAUAUCUCGACAGUAUGGGUUUCCUAGGGCUAGCGGAGUUUAGUCUAGGGUUUUCACCCUAGUUUGUAUAUAUAUAUAUAUAUAUAUAUAUAUCGAUGUAAUGGAACCUAUAGAAGCUAAGCUGAAUAAGAGAUACAAAUAGUUUCGGUCGUGGACUAGUCUCGUUCAUCCUGAACGAGGAAACCAAAUAACUCUGUGUGUCACUUUUCAUUUCUGUUUCGAUAUUUCCGUUUCGAUUAACACUGUUGGUGUAGGCAUCGCGCUUUGAAAUCGAUCGAGUUGUUCAACGAAACAUCCAAACUUGGUGAUCCGAUCAACCUCCAUAUGUCGUAUUAGAGAUAGCUAUGACUAUCUUUUGAUGUACGCAUCUACUCUUGAAUUAGGUCGACCUGUGAAAGUGCUCGAUCGACCUUUGUGACAGACUUCAAAUUAUCACGAUUUGGAGUUUUAACAAAGUCACAAUAUGCUUACCCUCUUUUUUGAAACUGGAACCAAGAACAGAGAGAAAAAACAUGUAUGAAGUUGGGACAAAUCUCUUGAAGGUUUUGGAGAGAGGGGAAUAUAUUUGCUCAUAUUCAAGCUGAAGUUGGGACAAAUCUCUUGAAGGUUUUGGAGAGAGAGGGGAAUAUAUUUACUCAUAUUCA
Messenger RNA from Linum trigynum, 1423 nucleotides. NCBI's taxonomy places the organism in Eukaryota, Viridiplantae, Streptophyta, Magnoliopsida, Malpighiales, Linaceae. The record is from the annotation of a GenBank genome assembly.